GGAAGAUGUGGCGGAAUAUUCAAUCCGACACCCGACAUCAUUCGUGACACAUGAGUUCAAAUCUGGUAAAUCCAUAGAUUCCCCAUCUAUUUUUGGCUUUACCCACAGCUCUUCCACUUCGGGAUUUACCCAUACUCUUCAAUCUAUAUUCUCAUCUCUGUCAAUCAAGAAGUAUAUUAUCUGCAGACCCAAGAAAGCGAGUUCUUUGGUAGGACCGGGACAAAUUGGUGUUGCCUAGUAGCUGGGGUUGUGAUAUAACUGCUUGGAGCCGAGCUGAGAAGCUUCUGAGUCUCGAAUUCCGAAGAAUACAGGACUCUGAACCAUCAAGAUGUUUUCAAAUUUCUUUCCUGGGAUCUUAGUGGUACUCACCACAGUACUGGGCGUCACAGCGCAAAAUGUCAGCGGCGUGGUUCUUCGAGGAGUCUCACAUGGUGGUCAAGCAUGUCCGCAGGGGAGCACGGAUUUCACACUGAGUGUUGACAAAAAAAGGUAUUUCUCACCAUAUCCCCCCUCUCUAUUCUCGUUUUACCUCAAACUUACGAGAAUCUAUCAGCAUCACGGCAAAGUACACAGCUUUCACGUUGUCCAGCACGAACUCGUAUUUCCAACGCAAGAACUGCCAGAUAAACGUCGAUAUUGCGUAUCCGGCUGGUCUUCAGUAUGCCGUUUCUGACACCACCUUUUCGGAUUCGGUGAACUUUGAGAAGGGGGCUAGUGCACAACAUAGGAUACUGUAUUAUUUCUCCGGGAGUGAGUUGACUUCUCUUUUGCUUCCAAGGCUCCGCUCGUUCAGAGUGGACCCGUCCUUUUCACGGCAUCAAGAUUAACCAAAGAUGUCAGGUCCCGAUCAAACCUCCCUUCAACAUUCUUACAACGGACCUCUACAUGGGGAGUUCAGUAAUACAGAGGUCUCAGCGACCGGUGAUCAGAUAUGGUCGCCAUGUGGGGGCAGCUUGCCUUUGAAUAUCAAUAAUGCUGUUGUAUUGAGGGGGUCAGGACCGGGAAAGAUUGAUGUGAGAAGUGUGAGUAGUGGGCUCGUUUGGAGGAUUUGCUAG
Molecule: messenger RNA, 1055 nt
Organism: Hymenoscyphus albidus
Lineage: Eukaryota; Fungi; Ascomycota; Leotiomycetes; Helotiales; Helotiaceae
Source: the annotation of a GenBank genome assembly